Messenger RNA from Neurospora tetrasperma FGSC 2508, 498 nucleotides. RefSeq lists its product as uncharacterized. The coding region runs from base 1 to 498 and encodes 165 amino acids. The transcript has 5 exons. The record is from RefSeq and is a predicted model, not a curated record. Lineage: Eukaryota; Fungi; Ascomycota; Sordariomycetes; Sordariales; Sordariaceae.
AUGACCACUACCUCUACCGCCAUCAUCAAGAACACCUACAGAAACGGCGACGGCCAUCGAAUUUUCAGGUGCUGUUCGGCUCGAUUGACACGGAAAAAGCAACGGCCAGAGACAACGACAGCGUCGGCCAGACAGUCGCUGUGCGACCACUCCCGCUUCUUCUUUGUUCUUUGUAUGCAUAAUCCAUCCCAUCAAGGCCCGCUGGUCUCCGCGUAUCCAGAUCCUCAACAAGGCGGUGAUGUGAGCCACUUACGCUCUGGAGGCGGAAAGUCGAAGACGUCAACGGCACAACCAACACGAACAGAGUUCUUGAUGGGGCAAGUAGUGUUCGGUCCCAUUGAAGAACAACUAACUGGUAAGCCGUGGCCGCCUACUCGUAGCCCCCGGCUCCCCGGUUUAGUGUUUGCGGAGACGGAACAAUUCCGAUACAGCCACCGCCUUUACACGUCAACGCGGGUUCUCGUUGCGUUUGCUGACGCGUCUUCCAUAGUGUUCUAG